AUGGCGCACAAAGAAAAAACAGUGGAAGAAAUAUACCAGAAAAAAACACCGAUUGAGCACGUGCUCCUACGGCCAGAUACAUACAUAGGGUCUGUCCAGUCAGAAACAAGGAACAUGUACGUAUGGAGCGAGAGCGCAAAGAAGAUGGAGCGGAGGGAAGUGACAUACACGCCAGGACUGUACAAAAUAUUCGAUGAAAUACUAGUGAAUGCUGCAGAUAACAAAACAAGAGAUAAGAAAAUGAAGGAGAUACGCGUUGAGGUGGACAAAGAAAGCUCAACAAUCUCGGUGUUUAACGACGGAAAGGGCAUUCCCGUGGUUAUGCACGCCAAGGAGAAGGUGUAUGUGCCUGAGCUGAUAUUCGGGCAUCUUCUGACGUCCUCCAACUACGACGACGCAGAGAAGAAAAUGACGGGAGGAAGGAAUGGAUACGGAGCAAAACUCUGCAACAUUUUCAGCAGCAAGUUCAUAAUUGAAACAGCGGAUGCAAAAAACAAAAAACUGUUCAGACAGGUGUACACAAACAACAUGCUCUCUAAGGAGGAGCCAGAGAUUGCUGAGUACAAAGGCCCCGAGUACACAAAGGUUAUUUUCACGCCUGAUCUUGAGAAGUUCGGAAUGCAAAAGAUAGACGAAGACUUCAUGUCGCUCAUUAUGAAGAGAGUGUACGACCUCGCAGGAACAGUGGGAGGCAUCUCAGUGUACUUCAACGGAGAGCUUAUUCCCGUGACAGGAUUCAAGGACUACAUCAGGCUCUUCUUUGACAGCGACGUAGAAAUCGCAUACGAGUCAAAGGACAGAUGGGAGAUCGCGUACGUACUGGGAGACGAGCAGUUCCAGCACGUCAGCUUUGUAAAUAGGAUAUCAACGCCAAGAGGAGGCACACACGUGAACUACAUUGCAGACCAAAUCGUAUCAGCAGUUGUGGAGCAGGCAAAGAAGAUAGAAAAAGGGCUCGUGGUCAGGCCCGUGCAGGUAAAGGCAAACAUUUUCCUGUUCCUCAACUGUCUGAUAGAGAACCCUGCGUUUGACUCGCAGACAAAAGAAACCCUCACCUUGAAACAGUCAUCAUUUGGAUCGAAGCACUCUCUUGGGCCCAAGUUCAUCUCGGAAGUGAUGCGGAGUGGAAUUGUGGAAAAGUCUGCAUCGGCAGCCAAGGCAAAGCAAACCCAGCAGCUGAAGAAAACAGACGGACACAAAACAUCGAAGCUCAGGGGAAUUCCAAAGCUAGACGAUGCAAACAACGCAGGGACGCGAUAUGCUGCACAGUGCACACUAAUACUGACAGAGGGAGACUCAGCUAAGUCCCUGGCUGUGAGCGGGCUGUCCGUGAUAGGCCGAGACAACUACGGAGUGUUUCCUCUGAGGGGUAAGCUCCUGAACGUAAGAGAGGCAACACACAAGCAGCUAAUGGAGAACCUGGAGAUAAACAACAUAAAGAAGAUCAUGGGGCUGCAGCACGGAAAAGAGUAUGCAUCAGCAGAGAGUCUAAGAUACGGGCAUUUGAUGAUUAUGACGGAUCAGGACCACGAUGGAAGCCACAUCAAAGGGCUUAUCAUAAAUAUGCUCGACCACUUCUUCCCGUCUCUCCUGCGCAUCAAAGGGUUUUUAAUGGAGUUCAUCACCCCCAUUGUCAGAGCAACGAAAGGGAAUAUGUCCCGAGACUUUUUCACCAUUCCCGAGUUUGAGUCGUGGAGCGAGACAGCAGAGGGCCGCGAGAACGGAUGGCGCAUAAAGUACUACAAGGGUCUGGGUACAAGUACCGCAAAAGACGCAAAAGACUACUUUUCGAAUCUCGACUUCCACAUUAAGGAGUUUACGCCCGCAGAUCCCAUAGACAGAGAGAGGAUAGAGCUUGCAUUCAGCAAAAAAAGAAUCGACUCAAGAAAGACGUGGCUCAAAGAGUUUGUGCCGGGUACGUAUUUAGACAACAGAGUGCAGGCUAUUUCGAUAAAGAACUUCAUAGAUCGGGAGCUGAUACACUUUUCUCUUGCUGACAACAUUCGAUCGAUUCCCAACGUGAUUGACGGGAUGAAGCCUGGGCAGCGAAAGAUUCUCUUCUGCUGUUUCAAAAGACAGCUGAAAACAGAGAUCAAAGUGGCACAGUUGGCAGGGUAUGUCUCUGAACACUCGGCGUACCACCACGGAGAGCAGAGCUUGUGCUCCACAAUUGUAAAUCUGGCGCAGGACUACGUGGGAUCGAACAACAUACCGCUUUUGCAGCCUAUUGGGCAGUUUGGCACGCGGCUGCAGGGAGGAAAAGAUGCAGCUAGCCCCAGGUACAUAUACACUGCGCUGGAUCCCAUCACCAGGUAUCUUUUUAAAGAGCAGGACGACAAUUUGCUCAACUACCUGAAAGAUGACAAUAUGCAGGUUGAGCCCGAUAUGUACGUGCCCAUCAUACCGAUGGUUCUAGUGAAUGGAUCAGACGGCAUUGGAACAGGGUGGAGCACGAGCAUUCCCUCGUACAAUCCGCACGAUGUGAUAGAUAACAUCAAGAGGCUGAUACGGGGUGAAGAGCCUCUGGAAAUGAGCCCGUGGUACAAAGGGUUUGUGGGAGAGUGCGAUGAUCUCGGUGGCGGAAAGUACAGGACAACGGGCGUGUAUGAGCAGGAGUCAGGAAAGGUAAACAUCCUGGAGCUGCCUGUGGGUGUCUGGACCCAGAACUACAAAGACUUUUUAGAAACUCUCCUGGAGUCGGGAGACGUAAAGGAUUUCAAAGAGUACAACACAGAUACAAAGGUGUACUUUGAAGUCAUCGUCUCCAAGCAAAAGAUGAACAUCGUGAAGACUUUCAAGCUCACAUCUCAGAUGUCAACGGCUAAUAUGGUGGCAUUCAACAGCAAGGGGGUUCUGCAGAAGUACAGCAACACUUCUGAAAUACUCAAAGAAUUUUUCAUUGUCCGAAAAGACUUGUAUGUUCGAAGAAAAGACUUCCUGCUCAGGAAGCUGCACACGGAAAUGACUAUACUGGAGAACAAAGUGCGCUUUAUCAAGGAGGUGGUUGAAGAGAAGCUGGUGAUUCUGAAGAGAAAGUCUGCUGAGAUCAUCAAAGACCUGGCAGACAGGGAGUAUACAAAGAAAGACGACUCGUACGACUAUCUUUUGUCUAUGUCGAUUAUGUCUCUUACCACGGAGAGAAUGGAAAAGCUGGAAAAAGAAGCAGAGAGCAAGAGAACAGAGUACGCCGCGCUCAAGAAUCUGAGCAUCGAAGAUAUGUGGCUUGCCGAUCUGGACGCGCUUAUGGAGAAUCUGGAUAUGACUGUGAGAGACGAUGGAGCGUACAAGAAAAAAGGAAGAAAGUCAAAGAAUAAAAAGCAGCAGGAAGAAGCUGCAAAAAAGGCUAAAUCAGAGUCUGCAGUAGCCGCGCCUGCAAAGAAAACAAAGAAAGAAAAAGUGUCUGUGCUGGACAGCGACAGCGACAUGUCUCAGACAACAGUGGGAGAGAGCCCGAAGGGGAUGGGAGGCUCCAAAAAGCCAGGCAGCAGGCCAGGCAGCACGUCUGCAUCGCCUAAGGCCAUUAACAGACCCUGGGACAAAAUUAUUCUAAGCUCUGAAGAAGACGAAUAA
Messenger RNA from Nematocida minor, 3570 nucleotides. RefSeq names its product DNA topoisomerase II. Lineage: Eukaryota; Fungi; Microsporidia. Gene Ontology annotation, cellular component: nucleus. The transcript has a single exon. Gene Ontology annotation, biological process: DNA topological change; resolution of meiotic recombination intermediates; sister chromatid segregation. Bases 1 to 3570 code for a protein of 1189 amino acids. The record is from RefSeq and is a predicted model, not a curated record. Gene Ontology annotation, molecular function: DNA topoisomerase type II (double strand cut, ATP-hydrolyzing) activity; ATP binding; DNA binding.